GUCUUUCCCAGGGAGGUCAUGAACUACACAGCUGAAAACGUCUGUAAGUGGGCCUUAGAAAACCGGGAGAUGCUCUUUCGAUGGCUGCAGCCACAUGGAGGCAAGAGUCUCCUGCUGAAUAAUGAACUGAAGAAAGGACCAGCACUUUUUUUGUUUAUACCUUUUAAUCCCUUAGCCAAAAGUCAUCCUUUAAUCGAUGAGAUCACCGAAGUAGCCUUGGAAUACAACAACUGUCACGGGGACCAGGUAGUGGAGCGCCUCCUUCAGCACCUGCGACGGGUAGAUGCACCGGUGUUUGAGUCCCUGGCACCGGAGUCGCCACUGAUCAUGGCAUCCUCCUGCUGCAAUACUGUGGUGCUGCCCCAGUGGCACUCCCUCUCCAGGACCCACAACAUCUGUGAACUAUGCGUCAACCAGACCACUGGGGGCAUCAAGCCCAGCUCGGUCAGUGUGCCACAGUGCAGCUUUUUUGAGAUGGCAGCAGCUCUGGAUUCUUUCUACCUCAAGGAGCAGACCUUUUAUCAUGUGGCGUCAGACAGGAUACAGUGCAGCAAUUUUUUAACUUCCUACAGCCCUUUCAGCUACUACACUGCAUGUUGCAGGACCAUAAACAGGGGCGCAGCGGGCUUCGAACAAGAUGUCUUUGAAAGCCCGACCAUCACAUUUCCUUCCCUCGAGGAGAAGUGUGAGGUUGAUAUGCCAAGCUCCAUUCCUCAUGUUGAGGAGAACAGGUAUCUCUUUGCUGAAGUGGACAUGACUAGCACAGACUUCACAGGCCUGAGCUGCAGAACCAACAAGACCCUGAAUAUCUACCUUUUGGAUUCAAAUUUGUUUUGGUUAUAUGCAGAGAGACUGGGUGCACCAAGCUCCACUCGGGUGAAGGAAUUUGCCACGAUUGUUGAUGUGAAAGAAGAGUCUCAUUAUAUCUUGGAUCCAAAACAAGCUCUUAUGAAGUUCACCCUAGGUACUGUAGGCAGUUGA
Galeopterus variegatus (Sunda flying lemur) is the source of this 981-nucleotide messenger RNA. RefSeq names its product thioredoxin domain-containing protein 11-like. Lineage: Eukaryota; Metazoa; Chordata; Mammalia; Dermoptera; Cynocephalidae. The record is from RefSeq and is a predicted model, not a curated record. The transcript is spliced from 2 exons. The annotation marks the transcript as partial.